Molecule: messenger RNA, 7212 nt
Organism: Nannospalax galili (Upper Galilee mountains blind mole rat)
Lineage: Eukaryota; Metazoa; Chordata; Mammalia; Rodentia; Spalacidae
Gene: Urb1
Product: URB1 ribosome biogenesis homolog
Exons: 39
Coding region: 57-6893 (2278 amino acids)
Biological process (GO): maturation of LSU-rRNA from tricistronic rRNA transcript (SSU-rRNA, 5.8S rRNA, LSU-rRNA); maturation of 5.8S rRNA from tricistronic rRNA transcript (SSU-rRNA, 5.8S rRNA, LSU-rRNA)
Cellular component (GO): nucleolus
Source: RefSeq, a predicted model, not a curated record
UGCUUCCGGCCGCGUGUGUUUUUCCGUUGGUCCUGUUACUCGCCGGCCUCUUUGCUAUGGACACCGCCAAGAGGAAGGCCUUAGGCGGCCGGGGCGGCGCGGCUUCCCCUGAGGGCACCGCCAAGAGAGCCCGCCCGGAAGAGCUCACGGGCGUGCGCUUUAAGAUGCAGCUGAAGGACCCGCCGGGCCUAGGGCCGGCCUUGGAAGCUUUUGUGUCUGCUGCCAAGCAGUUGCCACAAGAAGGCAUGUUUGAUGUCGUGGAAGGCUACAUCAAGAUUUCCAUGGAAUGUGCAGAAAUUUUCCAGCUCCUGAGUGGAGAGAAGAGGCCUGAAAGUGAAAUGCUGUUAAUAUUCCAAGUUUUAGAGGCCAUAUUACUGCGGACAGCCAGUGAUCUUUCACAUUUUCAUGUGGUGGGCACCAAUAUUGUAAAGAAGCUGUUGAACAGCCACAUGAAGCUCAUCUGUGAGUCCCUGUAUGCGUCGGGUUACAGGAUGGCACGAACCUGCCUGGACCUAUUGACAGCCAUGGUGACCCAGGGUCCUGAAGCUGCCAGAGAUGUAUGCAGCCUUUUUGAUUUGCACAAAAAGACCUUAUAUACCCUGGUGACCAAGAGGGAUUCAAAGGGAAUGCACGAUGUCCGGCUGGCCUAUAUCCAGUUUGCCCUGUCCUUCUUAAUUGCUGGUGAUGACAGCACUAUAGGGCAAGUGCUAGAGCUGAAAGAAUUUAUUCCUUGCAUUUUUAGCUCAGGCAUAAAGGAGGAUAAGAUUUCUACCAUCAACAUUCUAUUAUCCACACUGAAAACAAAGGUAAUUCAUAAUAAAAGCAUUACAAAAACCCAGAGGGUUCAUUUCUUUUCAGCACAGUUGCUAAAUCACAUAGCCUCUCUCUACAACUGGAAUGGGAUCGCUGAUGUGACUCCAGAAAACCCAGAGAACUCUGAGGUGUCUGCUGAAGAGGCAGGAAAAGCCAUGGUGAGGGAGCUUGUCCAUAACUUCCUAACAGAUCUCUGUUGUUCUCGAAAGCAUGGGAUUAGUUUUUAUGAUGCCUCUCUGGGAACCUUGGGCAGAGGAGGCAACCUGACACUCUUAAAUUUCUUGUUGGGUUUGAAAACUGCGGCUGGGGAUGAUUUGGUGGCUGAGCUUGUCGUGAACAUCCUGAAGGUGUGCCCAGACCUGCUGACCAAAUACUUCAAGGAAGUAACAUUUUCCUUUCUUCCAAGAGUGAAGUCCACUUGGCUUAAUAAUGUCAAGCUGCUAAACAAGAUCUACGAGGCCCAGCCAGAGAUUUCCCGGGCCUUUUGGACCAGAGAGUUCAUCCCGUUGCCUCGGCUCCUGUCAAUGGUGAUGGUGACCACGGUGCCUCCAGUAUGCAAUAAGAUCAUGUUCACUCAGGCAUUAAACCUGGAGAGCGCAUCAGUGAGACACACAUCUGUAGGUCUUAUUUCUGUCAUUUUGAAGAGGGCAUUAAAAACAAUUGACCAUUGUUUGAAUAAAGACGCAUGGCAAGACUCAGAUGUGUACACACCUGGAAUGAUGGAAGAAUUUGUGCUUCUCUUCAGAGAAUCCCUGAGCAAGAUUUUGCCAGAUCUGAACACUGUUAUUUGGGUCUGGCAAUCACUUAAAAAGCAAGCGAUCCAACAGGACGAUGAGAAUGGGACACAGAAAGACAACGCGGAAACCAUUCUUCUGAAAGCUGUGGUGCUCCAGGUCAUAUGCCUCUACCAACAGGUGGUCCCCCACAUGGUCAUGCAGUACAACUUUGACUUCAGCAAGCUCCUAAGAGGCAUCAUCUCUGAGCAUGGCCAUCUUGAGGAGGUCCCUCCCAUCUUGCAGAAUCACAUGCUGAAGGUGGCUCUGGAACUGCCUGCCAACAAGUUUUUAUGGUUAAAGACACAGGAAGGCCCCAACGCAGAAAUUAUUGGAGGAGAACGCUCAGUUUUUUACCUAUUAAUGAAGAUGUUUGUGACCAGUAGCCAUCUACAGCUUAAGUCAUCUACCAAACUUCUGAUCAUAAAGAUUCUUCGAGAUACAGGUGUGUUUGAGCACACCUGGAGGGAGCUGGAGCUCUGGCUGGAGCACCUGAAUAGCAUCACAGAAGAGCACAAAGAGACCGUCAUUCAAUUUCUGGAGCGUAUAUUACUGACACUGGUGGCAAAUCCUUACUCGUACACAGACAAAGCCUCUGACUUUGUCCAGGAAGCCAGCACACUGCAGUCCACUGCGAUGAAGCAGGAUGCAGAUGAUGUCAGCAUUCCCAUCUCCCAUAUUGAUGAUGUGCUCGACAUGGUGGACGUCCUGGUGGAGGGCAGCGAGGGCUUGGAUGAGGAAAUUGGGUUCUUGUUAAAUGAAGACAUGAUUCUACUCACGUUCCCCUUCAGUGCUGUGGUCCCUGCAGCCCUGGAAGCCAGGAAUAAGCUGCUCCUUGGAUCAGAAAAUAAAGCAGGGGAAAGCAUUGUGGCAUAUCUGACUGUGGUUCUAACUGAUCUUCUUCACACCCAGAGGGACCCCCUGGCUCUCUGUCUUCUGCUCCAGGCUUAUGACAAGUUUGAGCCUCCAGGCCCAUCUUGCCACCACCAGCUUUCCCAGUUUCACAGAUACUACAGCCUCUGGAUCCCUGAGCAAGCCCGGGAACCCUGGCCACUGCAGAUACCCAGUAGCCUUGCACUGCAUGUUCCCCCCUCGGCCUCCUGCUUCUCCACCAUGCUGCAGACAGCCUAUGAGAAUCACACACUUGGGGACAAGCACAUUCAGAUGCAGCUGGUAGCUGCUGUCCCAUGCCUCUCCCUGCACCAGGUCCUACGCUCAGCCAAGCAGGUGCUGCUCUACCUCAGGAGCACUGUGGACACCUUCGGCCAGCUGGGCAAAAGUGUGGGACCUGCCCACCUGCAUCUUCUCCUGGAUCUCCUCAAGCACCUGGUUGUCCACUGUGAGCAGCUAGAUGCCCAGAAUCAACAGAAGUUGGAGUCUGCCCGUGGCAGGUCUGACCUCUUUUUGGACAUGGAAUCUGUGGCCUCACUGGAGUUGGCCAAUGACCAGACGGUGGAGGAAGUGCUGGUAGCCAUCCUUAAACAUCCCACACUGGAGAAUUGGUUUCUGGCUCUGGAGCGUCAGGCCUUGCCCCCGCACAUGCUCAAUCCCAUCCUUGUGAAGCUUCUGGCAGCCCACUUCAGUGCUGGGGUCCUUCAGCUACUGGUAGCAAGUGCCCCAAUUCUCUGUAAGCUGGGUCAGCUGGGCCUUCUGUCCAAGUACUCGGAGGCCAUCACCCAAACUGUGUUGAGAGAACUGCGAACCAUGACUGUGGGCCCUGCCACAUCACCACCUAAGACCCUUCCUCAACUGGAGGCUUUGCGGGAACUGUUUCCAUACAUGGAAGGCUCCAAGCUCUGUGAGGUCAUCCUGGCCCUGCUGGGCCUACCAAAGGCCCACCUGCUGACCCAGAGAGCCACAAAGCAUCUGAAGAAGGAGAGACAACUUAGCAGUCUUGGGAAAACCCUGGUGCAGCUACUGGCAAGUAGCCCCCAGGAUCAGCUGCAUCAGAACAGUGAGCUUCUCUGGUGCGCUGAGUAUGUGAGAGGCCUGGGGGCUCUGCUCCCCACUCUGACCGACAAUGAACUGGACACUGCAUUCCUCCAAACUCUGCAGAAAAACCCUAUGCUGGCUCCCGUGGCCCCAGCUGACCUUUUCGAUUACUGCUUGGCCCGGCAGACGAAGUCAACUCUGGGCAUUGCCAGCCUGCUCCUUCAGCAUAGCUGCACCCACCUGCUGAAGUUUGAGCUGUGGUGUGGACAGUCCAGCAUGGUGCUCAGCCUACAGAAGGACCUAGAUGACUUCCUCCCCCUCAUCCAUGUGUAUCUCCAGCACAGGAUAGAAAAACACUUCAUGUGGCCAACAGGAGUGUCCUCCUCUGUAGUUCCUGUCUUGAGGAAGGCCCUGUGGAAACAGCUGUGGGACAGGCUUCUAAGUACUAAUUGGCCCCCAGAACCUGGGCUGCAUCAGGAGGUUCUGGCCCAGCUAGUUCCAUUUGCAAGAGCCAAAGAUCUCCGUGUGCUCAUGGACCAUUUGCCCAGCUUGCUUUGGACUCCAAGUAGUCACAAGAGUUGGAUCGUAGCCGACUCUGUCUCAGCAGCCUUGGAGGAAUCGGCAGGAGAGCUGAAUGCUUGGAGGAAGACCCUCCUGGGGUGCUGUGUGCAGUGGCUGGUUGUGUCCUUCAGUGGUAGCCAGCCCGGACAGGCUAGCACCCAGGAUCAAGAGAAGCAGAUGCUGCUCCGAUUAAGCGAGUUGUUGCAUGCACUUAAUGAUGUUGAUCCUAGUGACUGGCAGAAAUUUGUGAAGACAGGACUCAAAUUUCGGUAUCAGGACCACACCUUUUUAAAGAUUCUCUGCGAUUCCAUGGAGCUCCUAUAUAGCCCAGAAAGCCCAGUGCACACAAAGCUGAUGGAUCUCCCAGUGGUCCACAUGAUGCUCACCCAGCAUUCUCUGUUUCUGCCAAGCCUGCUGAUGUCUGAGCAAGAGGAAAAGCCAGAUACUCUAGUAAAAGAAGUGCUGGUGGACCUAAUGUACACAGUGGUACGGAUGUGCCCUUCUGUCUGUGAGAGCAACCACUUUGCUGUGCUGCUCGGGGCCUACAGUGCUACUCUCAGUGUCCUGGACCAGAAGAUUUUGCUGCUUCUCCGGGCAUAUGAACAGAAUAACCUCAGUCUCAUCAACUUCAGGGUACUGCUGUGGGGCCCAGCAGCUGUGGAACAUCACAAGACUUGCCGAAGCCUGGGCAAGUCAUUGUGGCAGCAACCGAGCGUCGGGGACAUCCUCCGCCUGCUAGACCGGGACCGAAUGAUGCAGACCAUCCUGCACUUCCCACAGAACCGGAGGCUGCUGCCUGCUGAGAACACACAGGAGCCACUGUUCAAAGACAAGAGAGUGAGAGUGGGCCUUGAUGGCCUUUAUGACCCCUGCUUUCUCCUGCACCUCUUCGGGGAACUGACCAGGCCAGAGUUUGUGGUGGAUUGUCGAAAAUUUUUGGAUUCAAAUGCUCUGGGUCUAACUGUAGCAGCCCUCAGCAGCUAUGACCCCCAGAUGCGAGCUGCCGCCUACUACAUCCUGGCAGCCUACUACUCACACAUAGAGGGGGCUCACUUCCGGGAGAAGUCCCAAGUUCUCUACCUGUUGGAUGUUGUCCGAAAUGGAAUUCGAACUCCAAACCUGAGACUCUCUUUUACCAUGGCUCUCUUCAUUGCCAAGGCAGCACUUCAGAUCUUGAAACCAGAGGAGCACAUGUACUGGAAGAUCAACAAGUUCCUACUGUCACAAGAGGCCUUGAACAUGGAUAAAUUACCAGGCUUCUACCAGUUCUUCUACAGCUCUGACUUCCAGCAAAAAACUGAACAGGAAUGGGUGUUGGGAAUUCUGCGGCAGGGGAUUCGAGACAGGCAUUGCUACGAGCUGUGCUCCAGGAGGGGGGUGUUCCACAUCAUCCUGUCCUUCUUCAGCAGCCCCUUGUGUGAUGAAAUGGCUCAGAAUUGGAUUCUGGAAAUUCUACAGAGUGCUGCCCAGACCACCAGAUGUGCUUAUGAACUCAUACGUGACCACAGCCUUUUAACAUGGAUUUUACCCAUCCUUGACAGCAGGUUUCUGGAGACCCGACUGCUCUCCAAUGUGAUCUGCUUGCUGCAGACCUUGUGGGUGGCCAACCUGGGAGACAAAGCAUUGGAGGAGGGGAGCCAGCCUUCUCACCAACCCAGUUCCCAUGAGCCCCAGAAGAUGCUUGCCCUGCACCUGGUCAAUGAGUUCCUGUAUGUCCUCAUGGCACUCACUAAGCACCUGAGGUCUACGUUGACCUCCACCCAGCUGACCAACUUCUUUGGGACACUUGAGUCUGUGCUGAGGUACCGGUCAACCAUCAUACAGGCCUUUAGGAACAUGGGCCGAUUUACUGUGAACAAGAUGUCACUCUCCACCAAAGAUGUUCUGGUCCUCUUACACAAGUGGAGCCUCAUUGAAAGAGACCUGAAGCUCCAAGGAGACCUGAAAGCAGCCAUCGAGAAGUGCCAAGUCAGGGACCUAAUGAAAAUGCUCAAGGAUAAAAACAGGCCUGUGAUUGCUGCCCGAGUCAAAGGCCCACGAGGUCGAAAGAAGAGGCCUGGGGAGGCUGAGGACAUGCCUGAGCCUGUGCUGGAGGCAUCUAGCUUAGAGACAUGCAAGGGCCUCUUGAGGGCCAUACUGACCCAUUGGGGGCCAGCUGUCCCCAACCGUGGACCCAUUCAGCAGCCUAUGGGCCAGGCCACCCCUAAAAGUGAAGCACUGGGUUCUGUGCAUGCCGCUACUUCCCUGGUGGCCAGCUGGGUGCUGCGGUCAGUGGCUGAGCACCCACUCAGCAAGGCAGAGGCUAUACGGCUCCUUAGUUGGCUCAAGAACUACAUUUUGUUGCACCCAGUGGUGGUGGCUGACCUUCUCAGGGACAAUGCUGUGAAGAGUGGUGUCUUUAAGCUAUACAGUUGCCUCUGCAGUGCCAGGGAUCUGGCAGGGCCUGUGCAAGAUGUGACCUGCCUGUUCAACACUGUCAUGCUGCAGUUCGUGGUGGCCCAGGGCUGGAUGGGGAACCCCAUCCACCCAGCAAUGGAGGCCCUAUGUGCCGCUUCCCUGAACAAGAAGGAUCAAGCCACACAAGCCUCUGCAGUGUUCCUGGUGUCUCUGUACAUUAAGGACAUGUGGCUGGGGGCUCAGCGGCCAGAUGUCCUUGAAACCCACAUCCGAAUGGUCUGUAAGGCCACAGAGGACCAGCCAUGUGGUGAGGAGGAGGCCAUCGUUGUGCUCUGCAAGGACAUUGCCUCCAAGCUCAGAUGCUUGACUCCUGCUUGUGACACCUCACAUCCUAUUGACCAACACCCCCCAACCUAAGGUCUAACAGUCUUCAGGGAAGGUGUGAAAUGACAUGUUCAAUCCAUUGACUGUUUUGUGACAAGAAAAAUUAAAAAGACUUACUUAACCAACAAGAAGCUCAGGGUACUGUGUUGACAAGUAAGUCAGAGUUGUGGUGACUGGGUGCUUCCAGGCCAUGAGGUCCAUGUGAUAUUCAGAUAGGUAAGACCUUUCCUUUCCUGGAGUUUAUUGUUCUUCAGAGGAAAUUCUUCAAGUUAAGGUGAUACUCAGAAAUAUAGAAUGUAUUCGUGGAUGCUAAAAUGUGGAAAACUAUCUUUUUUUUUUUUUUUUUUUUUUU